GCCAAUCGAGCAUAUUGUCACAUUACAUCAAAAUACGUCUGUGCGCAGUAAAUCUAUGCGUGUGCGCAGCCUCUGAAAGCUGUGUGCGCGCGCACACCUUAGCUUAGAGGGAACACUGGACGCAAUGUUCCAUAUGCGUAUAAUUCGUUGGUCGGCCAUGCAUACUUCUUACGCAUGGUUAGUCUUCAUUUGAAUGGAAAGAAUCAAGGAUUACUUAUUAAAUGUUAUUUCCUUUUUUAACCAAUUAAAUAUGGCGUGAGGUGCUUAUAUCAUGUUUCUUGACACGAACACAAAUUCAAUUUUUUAGCCCAAAUUACCUUUUUGAGUAUAUAAAAUCAAGUAAAUGCGUUUAUAAUAAAUCACUAAUGAGAUUAGAAUAACUUUAAGUGCUGUACAAAUGGUAUAAAAAGCAAAAAUCGGGACCUUGUCAAAUUCAGAAAAACUAUCUAUGCAUUGCGCUAAGCUCAUAAAUUGGUCCUAGGAGAUAUUUUCCGAAUUAGGUUCUUAUAUUUGCAAAGGGCGACCGAUAGACUCGACUUAACUUGUGUGUUGGCAGCGGAACAUUAUAGUAGACUUCAGAUUUUCCUAUUUAUUAUAAAAAUGAAACUCAUAUCAGUGAUUUUUUAUAUUGCAAUGUUGGAAGUUACGAUUCUCGCUAAUAAAAGCGUAACAGGUAUGCCGCGUUUUCCUGUCCGUCUCAUAUCCAAUUAUUUACUGAUUUUAAGUUAGUUCAAUUUUGAUACGCUGGUCUCUCUCAUACAGAAAAGAUUACACACUCCACCAAAAAUAAUGGUCAUUUUUUUUGCCAACUGCAGUCCUCAUUUAAAAAAAUUAGUUUGAACUUAAAACAAGUGUGCAUCUUCUUUUUCGAGUUUAGCAUGAGUUCGCGAUUCAAUUUUGGAGUGGUGAAGAGACAAGCCUACUACAGUUUGUUUUUACUAGCUUCCGUUCUCACCCUUUUUAUUUAUACAGAAGUGGAAACAUCAAGCGGAAAUGAAAUUUCUCUAUGUUCAGAAAAUAGAACAGAACUUCAUAAAGUAUUCUGCGGUGAUAGACUAAAAUGUAAAAAUGGCACACCAAUUGACGAUGUUUUUUCCGAGUGGCUUUUGUGCGAGAUAUCAAAAUACAAUAAACCGAAAUAUUGUGUGGUGAAAAAGGAAUCAAUAUGCAAGGAGGAAAGCAUAUGUUCGAACAUGAAUCCAUGCGGUGCAAAAUGUGAUUCUCAUUAUAGUUGCAAGAAUUCACAGUGUGUCUCUCGGAGUACAGUAUGUAAUGCAAAUCCUUGUGAUGGUUGCACAGAAGAAGAUCAUGAAUGGAAUAACGGAGUCGGAUUCAAAUGCCGAAGAAAUGGUAAAGAUUGUGUCCUGCCUCAACAAUUAGUUCAUGAUGACAUAGCAGACUGUGAUGGAGGCACAGACCUAUGUUUUGAAGCUCAACUCAUUCUGAAUCUACGUUCAAGGACAGAUGUUCAGAUCCGAGAAAACCUUAUUCGUUCAAAGUGUUUUCUGUGUUUGAAUGACGUCACUGUAAUUGCUGUGACAAGUGUUUGUGACGGAAUAAUAGAUUGUCCUGAUCUAUCUGACGAAUGUCUUUGUGAUAAAGAUCGACCUAGCAUUUGCGAACAAGUGAUUUCAUAUGAUGAAAAUGGAUUCAUGUUCUUAACACUCACUGCGCCCGAAUCGGCGUACGGAGGACCAUUUAUUACAAGAUUUCCCGGUGGUGCAUCUACGUUAUGUACAGUUGGUAACGUGAUGUGUUCUGGGGCAUAUUGUAUCAGUCGAGAGUCUGUUUGUGAUGGAAAAAUGGACUGCCGAGAAGAUGAAGGGUAUCACAUUUCUUUUUUUACUCAUCUCCACGUCCAUUAUAAAUUCCUUUUGUUGUUUCUGUAUUCAACAUUCCGAAUUUUCAUCUAUAGAUACAGUUAUUGUCGGGGAACUGCUCCAUGUUCCAGAUCUAUAAAAUACGAGGAGAAAUGCAGGUGCCCCCGUCGUGGCUCUUGUGUGAGUUUUUAUGGAACAGCUUGUGACGGUGUAGCAGAUUGCCCUAUGUUACCGGGUUCAUGGGGAUAUAUAGCUAUCAAUCAAGACCAUACAUUUCCCGUUGACGAAUGUGAAGCUAGUUGCGUUGAAAAUCCUACUAUAUUCCAAUGUAUUGAUACUGAUAUAUUAAUAUUGGGAGUACCAACUUAUUAUGUACCGUGUGAUCGAGUCUCUGCUGGAAAUGAAACAGUACAUCUAAAGGCGGUAGAUGAAGAGAUUUGUGAUGGUAGAAAACAUUGUCUUCACGGAGAAGACGAGGUGAAUUGCAAAAGAUUCAUGUGUGACGGAAUAGAGGAAGGAAUAUUAAGUAUAGAAUUAGACAAGGUUUGUGAUGGUAUUGUUGACUGUCGUAACAGCUCGGAUGAAACGAAAGAACUUUGCGGCAGUAAAAGAUUUUUCUGUCCAGCUCUUGGAGGGAAAAAGGUUAGCAUCGAUAUGGGACUCAAAUGCGAUUUCUGGAUAGCUUGCGAUGAUGAAACAGAUGAAAUGAACUGCACUGAUGACAGAUUCUACUGCGAAAACAAAAAGCCAUUAUUUGUUCUGGCAAAGCAGACAUUUGAUGGACGUGGUGACUGUACCGAUUGGAGUGAUGAAUGUCCGACAAUUAACCAAUCAACUGCAACCGACGGAUUCUCUUCAAGAUAUGACCUUGUUGCGAAUCCUAUAUUGAGAGCGAUUGUUUGGAUCAUGGGAUUGCUAUCUAUUGGUGGAAACGGGCUUGUUAUUAUUCGUGAAACAAAAAGACUGAGGAAUAACAAAAGAAAAAUGUCGGCAAUGAUAGUAGCAAACAAAUUGUUGAUUUUGAACUUGGCUUGUUCUGACGUGAUCAUGGGAAUAUAUCUCUUUUCAAUUGGAAUUGCUGGACUAGCAAUGCAGGGAGUUUAUUGCUCAAAGGAUUUAAUUUGGAGAUCCAGUACUACAUGCACCAUACUGGGAGUAUUGUCUGUUCUUUCAGGCGAAACUUCAGUUAUUACAAUGUUGUUGCUGACAAGUUGCCGAAUAUAUUCAAUUUAUAGACCUUUCAAAUCAUCUCGUCAUCCACAAAAGAAAACUGUAUUUUUGAUGAUAUUGCUUGCCUGGGGAAUAUCCUUAUUAAUUGCUACACUCCCGCUGUCACCAAGUUUAUCUGGAAUGUUCGUCAGCCAUGCAGAAUUUGAGUAUUCUCCAUAUUCUUCAAACGCAACUGUUACACAAGACAACACUAAAACACUUUUUAAGAGACUUCUUACAUAUGAUCUGAAACCGAAUACGACAUUUCCAGACAAGUUUUCAGUCACCAACUUUCAGUCAUGGAAAGAUAUUGAAUCCGAAUCAAAAAAGUAUUUUAACCAUGAACAUUUCAAGAUUAAGAGAACAUUUGGGUAUUAUAGUGUCGACAGCGUUUGCAUCCCCAAAUUUUUUGUGUCUCAAGAAGAUCGUGCUUGGCCUUUCUCUUUCGCUGUUAACGUUUUCAACUUUUUUGCUUUCGUGUUUGUUGCAUUCUCCUACGUCGCAAUUUAUAUCAAAUCAAGCGAAAAAACAAGUCUACGAAAAUCUUCAAUGUCUAAUGAUAGAGACGAUGAAAAUAGAACAAUGCAGCUGAAGAUUCUCCGACUCAUCAUAACUGACUUCUGUUGUUGGAUACCGAUCUGUAUCAUGGCCUUCUGUAAACUAGGAGGAGCAAAUGUUUCAAAUACUGCAUAUGUCGUCGCAGCAAUCGUGCUUCUACCGAUCAACAGUGCAUUAAAUCCAGUUCUGUAUUCAGACCUGCCAGAUGCUUUAUAUAAGAAAGUGACCACUGGAUUUAAUGAAAUCACAAGCUUGACAAGUUCUGUUUUCACCGCGUCGACCAGUAUAAACGUGAGAACAAAUGAUGAAGAAAGUACGUUGUAAGGACGGAUUGGUGACAAGGAACAAUCUAGAAAAAAAAAAAAAUUAAGAAUUUUUUUUUAUCUCAUGACGAGAUGGCGGAGACUACUAUUUGUUCUAUAUGUAGUGUUAUAUAAAAUAUUAUCGUUCAAAUUUAUUUGUACAAAAUUCAUAAAUGUAAAUUAUAUAAUUUUUUUUGUAUGUAUCAAGAAAAUCUAGCUCCCAGACUGCAUCUGUGUUGAUGAUCUGGUAUUUCACUCAGGAGUCUGUAGUUCGUAAUUUAGGAACGUAUACGUACGAAACGUAUACAGACUCUAUAUAUUACCUGCAUGAAGAACAUUGAAAUCAAACUAGCAGGCGCCAUGCGGCCGAUGCAGUCAAACAUCGCAAGAUUCAAAAUUGUCAGAUAUUUUAAAUUUGAUUAAAAAGAAGAUGAUGAUAUGUUUGUUUACAUGCUAUAGAGCGAAUGAAUUACUCCCGGAAACAUUUUUUACCCAGCAUGCCAACAUCAUAAUAUUUACGAGGACAGUUUCAUUUCUGAUGGAAGAAUGUGCAUAAUUCUUCAAGGUGGUGCGAUUCGCGCUUGAAAAUUACUAUUCUAGAUUCUUACAAUGUUAUCUAUCGGAUAAACGUGCAGUUAUUCAAUAAACUAUUCAGAUAUUAAGAACAGGAUCAUCCAAAUCCACGGACAAAUAGCCAUGUAUACGUAAUUUUACUGUGUGGCCCAGUGAUUUUUAGGUGAAUAUCAAGGUGGUGAGAA
Styela clava is the source of this 4647-nucleotide messenger RNA. NCBI's taxonomy places the organism in Eukaryota, Metazoa, Chordata, Ascidiacea, Stolidobranchia, Styelidae. The record is from RefSeq and is a predicted model, not a curated record.